AUGCGUUACAAUACCACAGUUGCUAGCAGGAGGGUUGAGCGCGGUGCGGUAUCAGCAGAAAGCGGGGCGGGCGGUAGCCGCGGACCUAGGUCCGUGCAGCAGGGGGAAGGGGAGAAGCGUGGAGCAAGGGCGGGGAGAGCCUCCCCCGUCUCCACCAUCACCCCAAGCGCGCUACUCUGUGCUCGGGGGCACUCCAUCGCCCGCCCUCCCAACACCAUCUGCAACCAUUCCUUCCAAAACCCCCCUCCUUUCCCACACAUGAGCAUUCUUGCCUCGUCUCCCGUUUCCCUCUCUCUCCCAUCCCCCGAGGCUUGUCUAGAUAUCUCUAUUGCUUGCCACCCCUACGCAAUCCAUACCUGCAAGGCCUCCACAGACCGGUCUCCACUGCUCUCCACGACACACACGCUCUAUGGCUAUGUGCCCACAGGCUUCCAUCGCCCGCCACCGCAUGCCAUCCACAACUGCUACAGUCCAAAGCUGCACAACCGCUCACGUAGUCUGGGCAGCCAUGAAUGCGCUCCUGCCACGCCCUCUGACAUCCUCCCAGCCAUCGGAACUUUUCACCUGCCCGGUCGUCUACGACCCAGCGUGCCGAACGAGGCGAGACUCAAUGUGGCGAGGAUCCACGCUUAG
Closterium sp. NIES-65 is the source of this 633-nucleotide messenger RNA. NCBI's taxonomy places the organism in Eukaryota, Viridiplantae, Streptophyta, Zygnematophyceae, Desmidiales, Closteriaceae. The record is from the annotation of a GenBank genome assembly.